Molecule: messenger RNA, 8078 nt
Organism: Thrips palmi
Lineage: Eukaryota; Metazoa; Arthropoda; Insecta; Thysanoptera; Thripidae
Gene: form3
Product: inverted formin-2
Exons: 23
Coding region: 184-5913 (1909 amino acids)
Biological process (GO): cellular component organization
Molecular function (GO): actin binding
Source: RefSeq, a predicted model, not a curated record
CGCCCCGCGGUGCACGCGCGCCGCGCUAGCCGCGGUGAACGCCGGUGGAGUGAUACCGCUACCCCGCCGCCGACAAGGUCGCCGUUACCCUCUUUGGAUACAGCGGCGCCGCGACCACCAUGUGCUGAUAUCGACGCCGGGCACGCCGGGUCGGGGUGAGGUCGCCGCGGUCGCCGUCCCAGGAUGGCUUCGGAGUCACGCUAUGGCCUGGACUACAUCGUCGAGAACCCGGAGUACACGCAGAAGCUUGCCGCAGCUCUCGACACGCCCAACGCGCUCGUCAAGAAGCAGGUGUUCGAGCUCCUGUCCGCGCUGUGCGUCUACAAUGGCGACGGCUACGCGCGCGCGCUCGACGCGCUGGAGCACUACAAGACACACAAGGGCCAGCGCUACCGCCUUCAGGGCAUCGUCGCCGAGCUGCAGGCGGCGUGCGCCUCGGGCGCCGUGGACUACCAGACGGCCCUGCUCGCCUUCAUCAACUGCCUCAUCAUCUCCACGCCCCAGCUGCAGGACCGGAUCCGCAUGCGCAAUGAGUUCAUCGGCCUCAAGCUGCUGUCCCUGCUGACUGAGCUGCGAAAGACCGCCCCGUCCGCGCCGGACCUUGGGGUCCAGCUUGACGUGUUCGAUGAGCAGCGUGAGAGCGACGAGGCCAGCAUCCUGCACGCCCCGCACGGCGUGGGCGUGGACCUCAACUCGCACCUGGACGUUUUCUACGCCAUUCUCAGACAGGUUGCAGACACACCUCAAGAAAUUCCAUUUUUAAGCAUUCUUCAACACCUUUUGAGUGUUGAUCCGAAGGAAGCAGUGAGUGACAUAAUUUGGGACACAGCUGAAACCCUUGUACAUCGAGCUACCCUUCUCGACAACCGACAGGAUGCAUCUAAACUUCUCAGAUCACCAUCUUUACAAUCAAAACUAUGCUCACAUUGCAACUGCCAUCCACACCGAACACCUGACAAGGAAAAGGACUCGUCAUGUGGCAGUCGCAAGCAGUCGCUUAUCUCUGCCUCUGGAGUGGGAAUACCUCCACCUCCACCUCCCCCGACAAAUGGGGCGGCUACACCUCCACCACCUCCAUUUCCUCCGGCUGUCCCUGCACCUCCCUGUCCUCCUGCGGCUCCUCCUCAACCCAGCAGGAAUGGGGCUCCACCACCCCCAUGCCCUCCUCCUCCGGUCGCUCAGGAAAUGUCAAGGUCCACACCAAGUGGUUCCAGCCCUGAACCGCCUGACUCUAGUAAUCAACGACUCCUUCCUCAACAAGAGAUUCCAACACCAAAAGCAAAAAUGAAGACUAUUAAUUGGAAUAAAAUCCCAAAUAACAAGGUUGUUGGUAAACACAAUGUGUGGGCUCUGGUGGCACGCUCCCAUCAGGGUUCGCCGAUGGCAGAGCUGGACUGGGCGGAAAUGGAGGGCCUGUUCUGUCAGCAAGCACCCCCAGUCCCCACAGCUACUGUACCUUAUAGAGCAGCACGAGAAACUCCUGAUUCUGAUAGGAGAAGGAAAGAGUCAUCUGAGAUUGUAUUACUGGAUGGAAAGCGUAGUUUAAAUGUAAAUAUUUUUCUCAAACAAUUCCGCAGUUCCAAUGAAGAUAUUAUUCAGCUCAUUCGAGAUGGUGCUCAUGAUGACAUUGGUGCAGAAAAGCUUCGAGGAUUAUUAAAAAUUUUACCUGAGGUAGAUGAGCUAGAAAUGUUAAGAGCAUUUGAUGGCGAUGCCAGCAAGCUAGGAAAUGCAGAAAAAUUCUUGCUUCAACUUAUUAAAGUACCCAAUUACAAGCUAAGAAUUGAAAGCAUGCUGUUGAAAGAAGAAUUCGCUUCUAACAUGAGUUAUUUAGAGCCGAGUAUCAAUUCAAUGAUUGUUGCUGGAGAAGAUCUAAUGACUAAUAAGCCAUUGCAAGAAGUCUUAUACAUGGUGGUUCGAGUGGGGAAUUUCCUAAAUUCUGGUGGAUAUGCAGGUAACGCAGCCGGUGUCAAACUGAGCUCAUUGCAGAAGCUUACAGAUAUCCGUGCUAACAAACCAGGAAUGCAUCUGAUUCAUUAUGUUGCUAUGCAAGCUGAAAAGAAAAGAAAAGAUCUUUUACGAUUCACAGAUGACUUAACAGCUCUAGAAGAUGCCACAAAAACUACAGUAGAACAGAUACAAAAUGAUAUUAAUGCUCUUGAUGUGAGGAUAAAAAAAAUAAAAAAACAAGUUGAACUGCAAAGCACAGAUAGUGACAUUAAAAGUCAGAUGGCUGAGUUCCUUCAGAUGGCUGAGCGUGAAGUUCUUGGCCUGCAAAAGGAUAUGGAAGAACUUGAAUCCUUAAGACGUAGUCUUGCUGAUUUCUUUUGUGAAGAUGUUGCAUCCUUUAAGUUGGAGGAGUGCCUCAGAAUAUUCCAAGGUUUCUGUGUGAAAUUCCGCCAAGCUGUUGUUGAAAAUGAACGACGCAGAAUUCAGGAGGAGCAAGCUACUGCAAGACGUAGACAGAGAGAGGAACAAUUAGCUGCCAAGAGAAGACACUUGAGUGGUCAUCUAGGUUCAGGAUCAACAGAAUCUGAAAGCCAGCUCGUAGACAACCUUCUAUAUGAUAUCAGAUCAGGCUUUCAACAGAAGAAGGGGCUGGAAAGGGAUUUGAAAGUUCGUAGCAUGGCCUCAGAAGAAGAAGUAUCUAUUCCAGGCUCCCCAAUGAUGCAACGACGACGACUAGGCUCUUUCUCUGGCCAAUCACCAGACCAGCCACCAGGAAGUGGCAAAGAUGAUACUUAUUCCCCUGAUGUUACUCCUACUGGUAGUCUCAGAAGGAGGAGGAGUCGUGUUCCCUCUGAAGAAGACGACUCAAACUUGAUGGAUUUCUUGCGAGCAUCAGGGCAAGAUGCGUCAAGGGAAAGAAAAUCGUGGGGUAGUUUAGAUCGUUCAUGGGCACGAAGAGCCCGUGGUGGUAGUGGUCGUCGUCGGCCAGAGCUUUUGAGUGCAGAUUUCGGUGGAGAUCGUGAAAGACCAACUUCUCCGACUCCAACUCCAACUCCCCAAUUACCUCCCCUUGAGCAGGAAGAAAAACCAAGGGCUUGGCGACAAAAAAUUGAAGCUUGGCUUCAAGAAAAUGAGAAAGAGGAGAGGGAUUCAGAGGACUUACGCCGACGUUCCAGACGUUUGCAGAAUAAUCGUCGUUCCUUAGAAGCAGAUUCUGAGAGUGAUGGCCGUAGUGGUGGAUUAGACACACUCCCUGAGGGAAAGCUUGCCGACAGUCAAUCCCCAUCACCUCAAACAGCUCCCAGUUCUACAUCCCAGUUUGGUCCUGGUGUUCAAGAAUCUCUAUCAAAUCCUCAAUACAAACGUGUUUAUCCCGAUUGGAAGCCAACAAUUGACAAAACUGAUGUUGUAGGAACCAUGGAAGCCAUUGCCGAAGCACAACCUCCUUUAAAAGAUAAAUCUUCAUGGCGGAAAUCAAAUCUCAAUGUUCCAAACACAUCCGAGGAAACUGAGUUAGAAGUUAGAAGACUACGAAGGAUGAGGUCAAGAGGAAAUAUGGAUUCUUCAUCAACAUCAAAUACCUUACAAGCUAUUAAAGAAGAGGUGAAACGUAAGAAUGUACCCACUGUAACUGAACCAGAACCUACAUUAUUGGAUAAGUCAAAACUUAGAGUAGAUAGCGGUGUAGUAAGUGCUCCAGGCAGUCCUCUUCUUUCAAGGUCUCAAAUACUCAACAAGUAUCGGAAUACUGUUGAUGUUACUGAGGACUUUUUCAAGUCAUUGGUUGGUCGAAAUGAUGAGAAGGAAAGAGAUAAGGAUGAUGACCAGCUACCACCAUCUGUGCCGAGACGUUUACGAAAGCCGCCAUCUGGCGAAAAUGACAUUGUCAGUGAUCGUAUUGAAAUUGACUCUGACAACAUUGAGACACCUCCAGCUACUCGUAAAGUGUUUUACGGCUUGCAACAGCAUAACAGGCGGCAGACACCUCGUCGCAGUGCAAGUAAAGAGCGUGUUUUGAGUGCAGAAUCAUUCACUAAAAUGAUAAGCCCUGAUGGACAAAUUAAAGGUCAAGAUGAAGAGGAGAUGGGAGAUGGACAGUUUGAGCGAUUUUCCUCCGCCCGGCGCACAAGGCGCUACAAGAAGAGUCAGGACUCUGACAAAGAGGAUCAACCACCAUUACGGAGAGAGGAUAGUUGUGAUGAAGCACAGUCAAAAUUAGAGACAUCCUCAUCACAGCUCAUCCCUGAGAAACAAAUCUUGCGACCCAAUACACAGCAGGCCCAUUCAUCUGUCAUCAGUGCAGCACAGGAACUCACUCAUCCGCUUACAGAGGAAUCUCAAAAGCGUCUGAAGAAAUGGCAAGACCGUCUUAAUCACAGACCUAGCCCCGAAAAAGAGACAGGAAGAGAUAAAGUAGCUGAUGAUUCAGAUGGUGUCACACAGGAGGCCCUGGCUGACAUUUCCAAAUCUAGUAAGGAACUUCAGAAUUUAGAUGUAACAUCAAGAGCAGGAAGGUCUAGUUCUCGGUUUCUUACUGGCAUAGAUCGCAAUGAUGUUUUACUAGCCCUUCGUAAUCGGCCUAAUGAAUCCAAAGUCACUCCACGUGAUAGAGUUCGCAGUAUGAUUGAACCUAGUCAAGUUCAUGAAGCCUUGAAACAGUCUCGUGGUGGGGGCGAGUUAACUCCCACUGUUCCUAGAGUUCCAAAAGGCCCAUCAGCUUGCAGUCAGUACUUACUUCAUGGCUCACCUGCUGUCCAUACUGCAAAAACGCGUCAAAGUAAUGAAUUAAUUCCUGAAAUUCGUGUCCAAGCUUCAACUCCCGCUGGGCAUGGUAAGUUAAGAUCGGAACAUGAUUUGUUGGAUGAGGGCUUUGAAGAAACACAAAGUCUAGUUUCAGAAACUCCCAGUCAGGGAACAUCCUCUGAUGUUGUUGAUUCACCAGCUCGUAAGAAAACUGCUCCUUUGACCAGAGCUGACAGCAGUGGAAGUGGUGAAACAAGUAGCAGCACCAAUCUGGCUACUCAGGCUUCAAUGAACGGUUUGUCAUCAAUGCCUGUGAAACUACCAGAGAAUAGUGACAUAAGCACUGUUCGACAGAAACUUGAGAGAAGCAACUCUGUGAAAGCUGCAUUUGGAUCUCGAGCAGAAACAGGACGUAGCGGUAGCACAGUUGUGCCAAGACGUUCUCCUAGUUUAAGACAGGGGAAUCCACAGAAUUCUCAACCUAUCUCGACCAGGCAAAAUAAUCGCAAUUCUAGUGUAGAACGGUCGAACUCUAGAUCAAGUUUGAGAGGCUCACGCACGUCCCUCAUUGCUGACAAUCACUGUGGAUCACCAUUGAAGAAACCAACAGUUGAAAGAUCAAACUCUAGAACCAGCCUACGUAGUUCCCGUAGUUCACUUGCAAGUGCAACAUCUGUAAAUACAGUACGAAAUAUUACAUCUCCUGUGCCCAAGUCUUCAAGUCACUCUAAUGGAGGUAGACUUACUGGAUAUACCUCAGCAAUUAAGUCUCUCACUUCAAAUUUGCGUAGAUCUAAUCCAGAUUCUAAUAAUUCCACGAGUAAAGAUCUGAACAAAGUUGGCCUCAAUCGCUUGUCAUCCACUACCAAGAGACCAUUAGCUCCUGUUCAGCUAAAAGAUCCUAAAACUGCUGUCCCUGCAAGUAGGAGCAGCAGCAGUGGUAGUAGUAUUGGUGCAACUAUUCAACGUCCAAGAGUGACAUCAGGUCUUGGUACUAGUUUCAAGGAAAACUCUCGCUCUGGUAUACCUGCAAGUCGUAGCAGUAGCAGUGGCAGUAGUGUGGGAACGUCCCCCAAGAGAGUGUCAACACUCAAUAAAGUGACUUUAAAACCUGUAUCAACAAGUGGUUUACGUUUCAUGAGACCCACUGCUGCAAGUGUGGCUAAGGACAUCCCAGGUAAUGUAACCAAACCUCGCCCAGGAUUACGGUCUGUAUUUAAAUGAUCAUCAUGCCUGGUUCAAGAUUUUAACAAUUGCAACAAGUUUUGGACAGUCUUGUGAGCACCUACAAUUUUUGUGGUCUUUGUCUUCAAUAAACUCUCAGGAUUAUGUUCAUUUUGGAAGUAUUGCAGUUGAAAUCCAAUCUUUUGGAGAGACAAGCGUUGGUUGGAAUUAAAAUUGAAUUGUGAGUCUUCAAAAUCAGUACUUUUGAAAUUUUGUGUUGCAAAUAAUGCUAGGUUUUUCCUACAGCUUCAACAAUUGUUAUUCACAUAUUUCAUUAAAUGUCUGACUCAAAUUUAGAACACUUUAAAAUCUAUCAUCAGUUUUCAUUGCCUUUCAAGUUGUUAACAAAACGGUACCUUAGUUGUGUUUGCCAAUCACCUAAGGAAGUGAUUUUUUAUUGUCAAAUUAGGAAAUUAUUUGAUUUUACUAUCUUCCCAUAGUUAAAUUGAUUACUUUUCAAAGAAUGCCCACCGUUUUGCUCAUUUAUGAUAGGAUUUAAAUUUUUUAAUUACAUAUCUAUGCUCCUAAAUUAUGUUAUUUUUCAUUGAAUGUAGAUGAAGUAUGUUAGGGGUCAAAGAAAGUUCUUAUUCUAGUCUCAUGUCAUACUAUGUACCUGCAAAUAGACAAUUGCUUUAGUUUUCACACGCUCAUAUUCAUUAAUUGCAGCCAUGCUUUGUCUCUCUCAUUGUUGGAUCAUUUACUUUCUGGGAAGCAAAACCCACAUGUUAAACUGUUCCAAGUUUACAUUUUUUCCUUUCUUUUCUCUCUCUUUUUUUUUUUUUUAAAAAAUUUAACCAUUUUGUUUUGUAACAGAACUAGUUGUAAGGCUGGGGUUGGAUCCUUCACAUAAUUUAAGACAAAUUAGGUAUUGUCAGAAAUGUUAGAGUUAUGCCUGCUAACAUAAUACAUUCUUCAAUUAAAUCUAGGACUCAUAUUGUACACUUGUUAACAAAAAUAGUGUAUUAGUUAAGUUUGGUUUGCCCAAGUAGCUGGACUAAUUAAAUUCUGAUUAGACAGUCUUAAGACUAUUCAAUUGCUGCAACAUAACACGUCAGUUGUACAGAUUUUCUUGAGUUCCCUUUUAUAGAUACUGAGCAGAUAACACCAGUCAUCGAAGCAAUAUGCUUCGUCAACAGGCUUCAAUAAUAUUAUACCAAACCAAUAUGUAGAUAUAAGGAUAAGAUAUGAAUGUUGUAACUUUUGUUUACUCAAGAUUGCAACUAAUUUAUGCCUUAAGUUAAAUUUUUAUCAAUACGGUUACAGAAUGUAUUACAAUUUUCAUAAUCAAAGGAGUUUUUGUGAAAGGUGAUUUGGAAAUUGGAUUUGCAAUACAAAUGCCUUGGAUAUGGUGUAGCUUCAUUGGGUCACAUUGGAGAGGCUUUGAAAAGAAAUGUGUUUUUUUUUUGUUGUUUUUUUUUUAGGGGGGUGAGCUGAUCUUUUGUAUGUAUGUUAUCAGGGAAUUAUUACCAAUGAUUAAUUCAUGACAUAGUUAGUUCAAGUUACCUUGCAGAUGUUAAAUUUCUUCUUUUCUCAGCAAGUUAAGUGUGUGAACAUAGUGAUGAUUUUUUAUCUUAAAUGGUAUGGUAGUUAUCUUUUCUGUGGUAAAUUAGGACUUCAUGACUCAAUGACCUAGGGUUUUCUUUUGAUUCCUUAAUGAAUGUAUAUUUCUGCUCUCCUAGACUUUUGAGAUUGACUAUCCUAAAGAAGUGUCCGAAGUUAGAUAAAAUAAGAUGAGGAUAGAUCGAAACUAGCUGAAUACAAAACAAGCCUUUUCAUUUGAAGUUAAUUUAUACUGUGAGUUAAGGUUACAGUGUAUAUAUGUAGAUCUAGUCACAUCCAUUUCUUUCUUCCCUAUUUAGAAAGACCGUGCAAGUUGUGCUAUCUUUCAUCUCUGUCCUAUGUGAAAUGCCUAUUACUUCUCCCUACACCUCUACUUUUAUUGUUGUUCUUUCCUAUGUUACCAGGCUUCAAUACCUUGAAUCUUGGUAGAAAUGUGUGGGCCAGAAACAUGAUGUGCUUGUGAUCCCUUCUUAAGCUUACCCAAAUCAUUCGAUUUGACUUUAGUCUGGCUCAGAAACAGGUGUUCUGAUGCUUGUACAAUCUUUGUAAUUUUGUAUUGCUUAUGUUGAUUCUACGACUGAAAAGGAAAUAAAUAAUUUAACUAA